Molecule: messenger RNA, 774 nt
Organism: Penicillium subrubescens
Lineage: Eukaryota; Fungi; Ascomycota; Eurotiomycetes; Eurotiales; Aspergillaceae
Product: alpha/beta hydrolase
Exons: 2
Coding region: 1-774 (257 amino acids)
Source: RefSeq, a predicted model, not a curated record
AUGGCUGUCGAGAACACUCCAAUCUAUGUCUUCGUACCAGGUGCAUGGCACACCCCGGACACCUUCGAUGGCAUCCGUGCCCUCCUGAGCAAGCGGGGACAUGACUCUGAAGCUAUUGUGCUCCCCUCUGUUGGCGCAGCGGAGCCAACAAAAUCCGGCCUCCACGCUGAUAUCGCCCAUACCAACGGUGUCCUCCGGGCAUUGGCUGACCAAGGACGUCAGAUUAUCGUGGUGAUGCACUCAUAUGGUGGUAUGGUCGGUGCAGGCGCCGCCGAGGGCCUUGUAUAUGCGCAACGUUCCAAGGCUGGCCAGCUUGGAGGUGUGAUUAUGAUGGUGUGGCUGGCUGCUUUUGUGACGCCCAGGGGCAAGUCUGUUAUUGACAUGCUGGGAGGAAAUUGGCUCCCAUGGAUGCUUCUCAGUGACCCUGAUGAUGGCUACUGCCACUCCUCCCAGCAAGAAACUGUCUUCUACCAUGACAUGACCCCGGAGGCCCAACAAACUGCCAUCUCCAAGCUGAAGCCUCACGCUAAGCCCUCCUUCCUGGAGCCGGCUACUUUUGAGCCUUGGAACGAGGUGCCGUCUAUGUACCUCUACUGUGACAAGGAUGCUGCUCUGCCGCUGUUCGUCCAGGAGAGCUUUGCGCAGAUUUUGGGUAACCCGGUGACUUUCCACGUUGAUGCCUCACACUCGGGUUUCUUGAGUAAGCCCGAGGAGACGGCGGAUGGACUGGAGCUUGGGUUGAAGGCGGGCCUGGAGAAGAGUGGAAUUAAUUAG